This is a messenger RNA of Brassicogethes aeneus, 4147 nucleotides long. NCBI's taxonomy places the organism in Eukaryota, Metazoa, Arthropoda, Insecta, Coleoptera, Nitidulidae. The record is from the annotation of a GenBank genome assembly.
UACUGUUGUCUGUUCUCCAAAUUCGUCCUGAAAUUCUUCAGCAAAAGUAUUAUUUUCAUCAUAAUUAUUAUUAUUAUUUUCUUCGCUAUUCGAUAAUUCUUCCACACCACUGUAAACAAUUUUAUUUUCGGCGACAGAACACAUUCUCCAACUUUACACACAAAUAUUUUAACAAUGGCUUCUGCUUAUGUUAAGUUGGUGAUGACAAAAAAAUGCUCGAAAAAGUUGUGGGAAUUUCAAAUAUAAAUUACUAAAUAAAUACAUUAUGAAAAUUGCUAUUAAUGAGAUUAAAAUCUAAAGUACCUAUUUGAUAAAUACAAUUUAAAAAAUCUGAGAUAUUUGUUAUCAUUUAGUACAAUUAAAAUAGAUUUUAUUAGAAGAGUUGGUUCCAUAAUAAAACAUGGAUUAUGAUUACAGAAAAACUAGGCCAAAAAAUCCAAGAAAAAACGCAUCUAUAUUGUCUAUUAUAACUUUCAAAUAUGUUUUUGGUUUACUAAAUAAAGGGUACAAAAAAGAUUUAAAAAACGACGAUAUCUAUGAAAUUUUACCAGAUUUUCAAUCAAAAAAGCUUGGUGAUGAACUGGAAAAAAACUGGGAAAUCGAAAAAAAGAAAACCAAAAAACCUUCUCUGUAUAGCAUUAUAUGGUCCACCUAUGGUAAAAAGUAUCUCCUUUUGGGAGCACUUAAUGUUAUUGUACAAAUAGGUUUUGUGCUUCUGAAACCUAAAGCAUUGGGUAAAUUUGUAAGUAACUUUGCUUCAAUAGAAUCCUUUAAUAAAGAAGAGGCAUUCUACUAUGGCUCCCUACUAAUUGGCAUAACUUUUUUCAAAUAUUUCUUCGACAACAACUACCAUCAAAUAUUACAAGAGUUCUCUAUACGAGUAUGUACUUCAUUCAGCUCACUAUUAUACAGAAAAUCACUCAAAUUAAGUCCCAUAGCCCUUUCUGAAAUCACCAUGGGAAAAAUAGUGACACUUAUGACGAAAGAUAUAUUCAGCUUCGAAUCAGCUAUAGGAUGUUUCAACGAAAUGUGGAACGGUUUAGUUCUUUUGAUUAUUGUAACAUACAUGAUAUAUUCUCGAAUUGGAGUGUCUGCAUUUUUUGGGAUUGGUUUUAUUUUGCUGUGUGUUCCUUUCCAAUUAUACCUUGGCAAAAAGUGCAGUGAUUUUAGAAUCAAAUGUUCCACCAAAACUGAUGAUAGAAUCCAGGUGACACAAGAGGCUCUAACAGCUAUAAAAAUUAUAAAAAUGUACACAUGGGAAUAUUUUUUCGAAAAACACGUCAAUGAUGCUAGAAAGAAAGAAAUGAUUGCUUUGACAAAAAUCUACCACCUAAAAGUAUUAUCUCUCUCCUUGGGGACAUUACUAACAAGCAUCUCAUUCUGCUUAAUGAUCGUGGCGAAUAAUUGGCUGGGCAAUGAAAUGACCGCUGAAGACGUAUAUUAUGUUAUAACAUGUUUUGGAAUGAUUCGAAUGUUUAUUACAAUUUAUAUACCACUUGGUAUCAGUCAAACUGCAGAAUUAAAAGCUUCACUGCACAGAUUGGAUGCAGUCAUGAAUGCUGAAGAAUUAGAGAGGAAUAAUAUUAAAAAUAAUAAAGCCAAUAUAGGGAAGAUUUAUAUGGAUAAUCUUGGGUUCACCAUAGGUAAUCAGGUUAUACUUGAAGAUGUCUCAAUGAGUGCUGAAACGGGAUUGAUAAUCAUCACAGGUAAUGUUGGUAGUGGAAAGUCAACUCUUCUAAAAAUUAUUCUUGGAGAAUACCCAGCAACAAAAGGUAUAUUAAACAUACAAGGAUCCAUAUCAUACGCAGGUCAAGACCCAUGGUUAUUCCCUUCCACCAUAAAGCAGAACAUACUAUUUGGUUCGGAUUUCAACGAAGAUAGAUACAAUAAAGUUAUUGCAGUCUGUGCUUUGACCCACGAUUUCAAUUUACUCGAAAAAGGUGACCAAACUAUUGUUGGUGAUAAAGGCAUUAAUCUCAGCAAAGGGCAGAAAGCCCGAAUCAGUUUGGCGAGAGCUUGUUAUAAAAACAGCAAUAUUUAUCUGUUAGAUGAUUGUCUGACAGCUUUGGACGCCAAAGUGAACAUGUACGUUUUCCAGAAGUGUUUAAAAGAGUUUCUCAGUGGAAAACUAAUUGUUUUUGUGUCUCAUAACGACUUUCACUUGAAACAUGCUGAUUAUAUCUUAACAUUGAACGGACAAUCAACAUUUGAAGCAUCAAAAAAUAGACUUAGCAGGAGAAUCACUAACUAUAUCGAUGAUGCUAAAGCCAAUUUACUGGUGGAUCCAAUAAAUGAAUUAAUUGAUGGAAAUGAAGAGGAUUCUCUUUUGGAAAAAGUUACAGAGAACAAACAGGAUUUAUACGAGGAAACCAAAAAGGAAGGGAAGGUUUCAUUAACUGUCUACAAAAAGUAUUUGAGUUACUAUGGUGGAUGCUGGGCCUUACUGUUGGUUUUCUCGUUGUUUAUAUCAGCACAAUUCAUAGUGAAUUACGCUGAAAAAUUACUAAGCAAUUGGGUAAACUUGCAAACAAAAAUAUCCCUGCUAAGAAAUAACUCCACAAUGAACUCUACUGAUAUUGAAGAAUCAAUGUUCGAGCAUAAUACAACAUUCUAUUGGUAUAUUAUGCUGACACUGUCGAUAGUUGUUUUAACAUUUACAAGAUCAGUUUUCCAUUUUUAUUUCUCAUUAAAAUCUUCGUUAAAGUUACACGAUUCAAUGGUUGGAUGUUUGAUGAACACUUACAUGUCAUUUUUUGAUUUGCACUUCAUAGGAAAUAUUAUCAAUAGAUUCUCUAGAGAUUUAUCUGCGAUUGAUGAAUAUUUACCAUAUUUAUUUUAUGAAGUAUUAAGGAUUAUUUUGUUGAUGUUUGGUAUUGUUCUUCUUAUAGCCACCGUAAAUCCAUUAUUCCUUAUAUCGGCAGGAAUUUUUGGCUGCCUAAUAUUUUUUUUGAAAUCAUACUACAUACCAACAGCUAGAAGUCUAAGACGUCUCAAUGCCUCCACUAGGAGUCCUCUCAUAGGCUACCUAAACGCCUCUUUGGAUGGUUUAAGCACCAUCAGAUCAUAUGGGACAGAAGAUAUCUUAAGAAGGGAGUUUGAUAGACAUCAAGAUUUAUUUUUCUCCAAUUCUUUCAUGAGUGUUAUGUCGCAAAGAGGUUUUGGCUUCUCGAUUGAUAUGUUUUCCACUAUAUUUAUAUCCACUUUAAUCAUGGGAUUUAUAUAUUUCGGAAAAAAUGAUAGCGCAGGCAAUGUUGGUAUGGCAGUAACCCAAGGGUUUAUGCUGACCAGCCUUCUAACUUGGUCUAUAAGACAGUUUUCUGAGUUGGAGGCUCAAUCCACCUCUAUAGAAAGGGUUCUGGAAUACACAGAUAUAAAAAGGGAAUGUAAGAAAUAUGGAAGAACGAUACCUAACUGGCCUUCCGUUGGAAAAAUAGAGUUCAUCAACGUUAAUCUCCUAUAUGAGACAACACAAAAGCAUAUAUUAAAAGACAUCAACUUCACCAUAGAAUCAAAACAAAAAAUUGGUAUUGUUGGUAGGACUGGGGCGGGAAAGUCCUCAAUUAUAUCAACAUUAUUCAGACUCUAUGAAGUCACAGGAGGAAUACGUAUAGACAACAUAGACAUAAAACAACUAAACCUAGAUUUUCUACGAUCCAGUAUAGCUAUAAUCCCUCAGGACCCCAUACUAUUCUCUGGAACAAUAAGGGUGAAUAUCGAUCCUCUCAAAAAGUUUACUGACGAUGAAAUCUGGAAGGCUAUCCGGAUAGUCGAGUUAACCAAAUUCAUACCAAGUCUAGAUUUCUACAUAACGGAAAACGGUUCAAAGUACAGUGCAGGGCAAAAACAAAUGAUCUGCUUGGCUAGAGCAUUAGUGACUAAAAAUAGAAUCAUAGUUCUUGAUGAAGCCACAGCCAACAUGGACCCAGACACAGAUAAAUUACUUCACGAUACCAUUAAAAAAUAUUUUAGCGAUAGUACGGUUCUGACGAUAGCGCAUCGCCUGAAUUCUGUUAUCAAAUCUGACAAAGUAUUGGUGGUUGACGAUGGGCAGAUCGUAGAAUUCGAUGAUCCGAAAGUACUACUGAAAAAUGAACACGGUUAUUUUUAUAAAAUGGCUAUACAAGCUGGUGUUAUCAUGAAGUCAUGA